Molecule: messenger RNA, 2660 nt
Organism: Lycium barbarum (goji berry)
Lineage: Eukaryota; Viridiplantae; Streptophyta; Magnoliopsida; Solanales; Solanaceae
Product: UDP-glycosyltransferase 87A2-like
Exons: 2
Coding region: 141-1511 (456 amino acids)
Molecular function (GO): UDP-glycosyltransferase activity
Source: RefSeq, a predicted model, not a curated record
GUGGUUAGAACUAAGUUUCUUCUAAUUCUAGUGCUGAAAAAUGUGCUAUCAUCUUCCUCGAUCAUCAAUCUGGUCACUUUAUCAGUCCUAAAGCCCUAGUUUCCUUUUCCAGUUCAUAAAACAAAAGAGAUCAUACAUACAUGGAAACUGCCCACAUGGAUCAAGCUCUAUAUUGCCACGUAUUGGCUAUUCUAUAUCCAGGUAGAGGCCACAUAAAUCCUUUAAUGAACUUGUGCAAGCUCAUAGCUAUAACCAGACCAAAUCUUUUAAUCUCUUUUAUUGCAACAGAAGAGUGGCUCAGCUUCUUGAAAUCAGAGCCAAAACCAACUAACAUCAAAUUCGUUACAAUCCCAAAUGUAAUUCCAUCAGAAAAGGGCAGACACAGAGAUUUUUUAGGCUUUAUGAAAGCUGUGUUUACUAAGAUGGAAACUCCAGUUGAAAGUGUACUUGUUGUGCUGCCAAAGCCCAAUGUCAUUUUAGCUGAUUCGUUAUUACCGUGGGCCCUUAGUGUUGGAGAGCGAAGGAAUAUUCCGGUGGCUUCAUUUUGGCCCAUGUCUGCAACGGUUUUUUCUAUCUUUUAUCACCAUCAACUACUUCUUGCUAAUGGGCAUUUUGAAGCUAAUUUGGCAGAGCAAGGAGAAGAGCUAGUAAAUUACGUUCCUGGGAUUAAACCAAUUUGCGUGAAGGAUCUCCCACCUGUAUUUUAUGGCAAAGGCCGCGAAAGGUUGCCCUUCGUUCUCGACGCUGUAUCACAAUUGGUCAAAAAAGCACAAUACGCCUUGUUCACCACCAUUGAAGCAUUGGAAUCUCAAGUCAUUCAGGCUUUAAAAGCUGAAUUUCCAGUCCCCAUUUUUACAGUUGGUCCAACAAUCCCUUACUUCAAUACUCAAGUCAAAACAAACCAGCCUAACCCAAACUACUUGUCAUGGCUUGAUGAUCAACCUAAGGACUCUGUUCUAUACAUAUCCCAAGGAAGUUUCAUGUCAGCAUCAAACCAACAGUUAGAUGAAAUUAUAGCUGGCGUGCAAAGCAGCAGUAUCCUGAUGUUUUGGGUGGCACGUGAGAAUGCUUCCCUACUCACAGAUGGAGGUGAAAACGGGAACAGGGGAAUUGUGGUGCCUUGGUGCGACCAAUUGAGAGUUUUGUGCCAUCUUAGUGUAGGUGGAUUUUGGUCGCAUUGUGGAUGGAAUUCAACCAAGGAAGGUGCAUUUGCGGGCGUUCCAUUUCUUACAUUCCCAAUUGCCGCUGAUCAAAUCACCAACAGUAAGCUAAUAGUGGAGGACUGGAAGAUUGGCUGCAGGCUCAAUAACGAAAGCGAGAACCUGGUUAAGAGAGAUGAAAUUGCUCUACUUGUUCAGAGGUUUAUGGACCUCGACAGCUACCAAGGAAGAGAAAUGAGGAGAAGAGCAAUGGAAAUAAGGAAAAGUUGUCAAGAAGCAAUUGAAGAUGGAGCCAUCCAAGGAAAUAUUGACAGGUUUAUUCGGGAUAUUUCUCAGAGCCCAAGGAAAUAGUUUCGGGCUUUUAAAGUUUCUCUUAACCAAACAAUACCCAGUCACUGAAAUUGUAACCUUCAGGUUCAAAUGGUUAUGGUUACAAGAGGAAACAGUUCCUUUUUGUUUCGUUUUCAUUUGGGAUUGCUUGUUUUUGUGGUGAUUGGAUUUGGUGAGUGCUUAUAUUACAGCCACCUAAUCAUCACUCCAUCCUCAUUUACUGAGUAGUAGAAAGCCAGCCGGUACACAAAACAUCUACUAAUUCUUUGAUUCCAGUUAGUAAGAGAUCUUGAACUAAAAAAUAGACCCUAGAAGCUAAAAGAAGGCUAUCCGAUUGCAAUAAUCCGGUUCAUUCCCAAUAAAGGAUAUCAAUUGCCGAUAACCACUUUCGCCCUAUCCAAUUCACCUCCAUCGAGGCAGCGAACUUGUAAAUCAUAUUGGGCGGUCAGGCAGAAGUAGCAGUACUAGUAUUAAUAGUAGGACCAGUUGGCCCAUGAUCUGUGGGAAUUUUGGAAGACCCCCAGGGAUAUGGCCCGCACCUGCCCCUGUUGUCACCAGUUUCAGUCUUCAUCGUCUGCUCCAUCAAGUACUAAUAUGGGUAGUGAAAGUUCAAAUUAUUAUCUGCAGAAAAUUGGCUUUCCUGGAUUUGAUCUGCCUGCAGCCACAAAUAUGAAUCCUAUGAGCUUUACUUCAAUUAUGGGUGCGAGUAACCAGCAACAACUGCCAGGAUUGGAGCUUGGAUUAUCUCAAGAGGGUCAUAUAGGAGUUUUGAACUCACAAGCUUUAAGUCAGAUAUACCAGCAGGUGGGGCAAGCAAGAAUGCAACAUCCACAGCAGCACCAACAAAAUCAACAUCGGCAACAGCAACAAACAUCUCCAGAGGAUGAUUCUCAAGGAUCAGGACACUAGUAGUACAGCUUUCAGAUAAAAGACCUGAGCUAGGUUUUUUUGGUGAAUGGUUUUCAUUUUUUAGGAGGUGUAUUGUUUAUAAGUUAAAAACUAUCUUUAUCAUUCAUUUUCCCUUUAUAUCAGAGUGGUGUGCUUAUAUCUUGUUUGCUGAAAUAGACAUAGUUAUCGCAUAACCUCGCGCAAUUUUUCUCUUCUUGUACUAUAUAAGGCUUCGGAUUGAUUCACGUCUUUGUGUUUGUAACAAGAAAGGGAUUUCUGGCA